AUGUCUCUUGCGCGCGCCUUUACGACGAGGCGAAAGCAGUCCUCGCAGGAUCUGGGAAUAUUGCCUCAACGGAGCAAUACUACCGCUAAGAAUAACUCUGCGGCAAUUCGCAAUAAGAUAUCUGGUCCUAUGGCCCUUACCCACACAACUAAUAUGCUCGCAUACAACGCACCGGAUUUAUAUCCUCGAUCAGAAGCCUCACCAACUGAAUCCAGCAAAUCCGACGACUCUUCUACUGAUAGUCCUCGUACUAGCUCAUCAUCGCCGCCGACAAGUCCUGACAUCCCAACAGCAGAUCGAUCUGUCACGCCAGAGCACAAUCAUCUUUCGUGCUAUUUCGUCGCUCCAGGCCAGCCCAAGACGCCUUCGAACACCAACGAGGCGCCAAGUAUUCCAAAGCGAUCGCCAUCACACACUAAAAAGGCAUCAAUCGAUAACUUAGCAAACAAAUUUGCGCGCCUUUCCAACCAAUCCGGCAAGUCCGUCUCCACGAAAGCUAGCUUUUCGCUUUCUCGCUCGUCAUCAACCUCGACGACAGCUACUUCUGUUUCAUCCGGUUCUUUCUCGCGCAAAGCAUCUGUGGCUUUAGCUACGGUGCCCCCUAUGCCUCCCGUAGUCACAUCACCACCUCCGGCUCGUCCGACUUUCCGCCGAGACUAUUCCGAGGCCCAGCAUCCUUUUGGUAACGAGCUGGCGCAGGUAUCGGAACUCGCAGAGGAGCUAGGUGUUAAGGACAAGAUGCAAGUUAUCGACGAGGAGGAACAGGAGCUUCUUGCCCGAGGCCUUUGCAGUUUCCGACCCGAGGAUUACUUAGCUGAGGUCCAAGGGCUCUUUGCGACCUUCUUUAAACCCGAACCGGCCGAAAUAGAGCAGGCAUGGAUUUAA
Molecule: messenger RNA, 885 nt
Organism: Daldinia childiae
Lineage: Eukaryota; Fungi; Ascomycota; Sordariomycetes; Xylariales; Hypoxylaceae
Exons: 1
Coding region: 1-885 (294 amino acids)
Source: RefSeq, a predicted model, not a curated record